AUGGACGAAGGCAAGAAUGACCCCAAUUGUCCAAGAAUCCCAGUCACAAAGGAGGAGAAGGAGCGAUUACGGCGUCCAUGGCGGCGUUCCCUUAUUCUCAGAGUUCUUGGAAGAAAGGUUAGCUACUCUUACCUUUUGCAAAGAUUACAGAAAAUGUGGAUAUCUGAAGCCAAUUUCGACCUAAUUGCGUUGGAUCAAGAUUAUUUUGUGGCGAAAUUCGAGUCCCUUAGAGACUACGAAUUCGCAAAAUACGAAGGCCCGUGGAUCAUUCUGGGCCAUUAUCUCACCGUUCAGGAAUGGGAACCUAACUUCCACCCGUACAAGAACAAGUUAAGCAAACUACUGGUAUGGGCACGCCUCCCGGCUAUCCCAAUCGAAUAUUUUGAAGAAGGGUUUUUGAUGAAAAUUGGUAAACAGAUUGGGCGCCCGGUUAAGGUGGAUACAACAACGAGUUUAGUCUCUAUUGGGAAGUUUGCCAGGGUGUGCAUUGAAGUAGACCUCUCUAAACCACUGCUGUCGAAAUUCACACUUGAGGAUGAGGUUCUGCCAAUCGAAUAUGAGGGCAUUAACAUGGUUUGCUUUACUUGCGGGAUUUAUGGCCAUAAACAGGGGCAGUGCGGCAAUGAUCGGGCCGAGGAUUCGAUGAAUGAGGAUAACUCGAACAUGGACCUUGAGCAAAAUAGAGAUCACCAAGCUAACAGAGAAUGA
This is a messenger RNA of Ipomoea triloba (trilobed morning glory), 708 nucleotides long. RefSeq lists its product as uncharacterized. The transcript has a single exon. Lineage: Eukaryota; Viridiplantae; Streptophyta; Magnoliopsida; Solanales; Convolvulaceae. The record is from RefSeq and is a predicted model, not a curated record. Bases 1 to 708 code for a protein of 235 amino acids.